This is a messenger RNA of Uloborus diversus, 1098 nucleotides long. RefSeq names its product peptidyl-prolyl cis-trans isomerase-like 3. Gene Ontology annotation, cellular component: catalytic step 2 spliceosome. The transcript has 6 exons. Gene Ontology annotation, molecular function: peptidyl-prolyl cis-trans isomerase activity. Lineage: Eukaryota; Metazoa; Arthropoda; Arachnida; Araneae; Uloboridae. The coding region runs from base 383 to 868 and encodes 161 amino acids. The record is from RefSeq and is a predicted model, not a curated record. Gene Ontology annotation, biological process: protein folding; protein peptidyl-prolyl isomerization.
UUGAUGGCAAUGCAAAUUUUGUGCUAUGAUUUGAAAAUGUAAACAAUUUGCUUUUUGCAUUGAAACUCUGAAGUUUUUUUUUUUAGUAUGACAGAGUCUUUGCAUUUUUAAAAUGUCAUAUAACAAGAAUUUUUCAUUUGUUUUUAUAUACGGAAUCUAAUAAAUAUUUUCUUGAAAGCAAAAAAAGGACAAGAAAUACUACGCGUUUUUUAUCGUUUGAUAUUCAAAGUCCUAUAUGAAAUUUUAGUUAAUAAUUGAACUUUAACUCAAAUACACUAAUUUCAAACUAUACAUUUUUAAAAGUAGGAAUGUUAUACAAGUAAAGUAACGUUCAUGGUAUCAUGUUACUUUCUGCACAAUAUAGUUAAGAUUAUACUUCAAAAUGUCCGUUACAUUGCAUACAGAUGUUGGUGACAUGAAAGUAGAACUUUUUUCUGAACAGUGUCCUAAAGCAUGUGAAAACUUUUUAGCGCUGUGUGCAAGCGAUUACUAUAACGGAUGCUUGUUUCAUAGAAAUAUUAAAGGAUUUAUAGUCCAAACUGGUGACCCAACUGGCACUGGUAAAAAGGGUACCAGUAUCUGGGGUAAAAAAUUUGAAGAUGAAUUGAAGGAUGAAAUCAAGCAUAAUGCAAGAGGUAUGGUAUCCAUGGCUAGUAAUGGACCAAACACUAAUGGGUCUCAAUUUUUCAUCACCUAUGCCAAGCAGCCUCAUCUAGACAUGAAAUAUACUCUUUUUGGAAAAGUAAUAGAUGGUCUUGAGACUCUGGAUGAAUUAGAAAAACUACCUGUCAAUCCAAAGACAUUUCGUCCUUUGACAGACACCAGGCUAAAUUCAAUUACAAUUCAUGCGAAUCCAUUUGCAAAAUAAAGUGCUAUUCUUUUUACGAAUAUGAAUGUUUUAUUUUAAAAGAUUAAAGCAUUACUUAUUUUCAAAAGCAAGUUGUUUUAUCUUUCAUGAAAAUGUAUGACACUUUAAAAAUCUAUUUGGUAAAAUUGUAAACUUAUACAAGCUUAAUUGAUUUAAUGUGCCCUUCAUAAGUUAGAAAUUCUGUAUAAAAAAUUUUAAGUAUUUCAAUUGUAUUCAUAUUGUGUAUUAUA